UUGGCUUAGUUCCGCGGGCCCAGACAGUUCGUUUUGAAGCCUCCAUUCUAGUCCUAGCCCACCCAUUCCGUUUGGACUCUGAUUAACUUUCCCUCCCGACGAGCAUUAGUUGCGUUGGUGCUUCCGCAUUCCGCAAAUUUGUGUCAAUUGCCACCAGGCAGGACACGUUAGUGAAGAAUCCUGCCGCAGGCUUCAACUUCGAGCCUCGAGUCCCGGUUUUCGUGAUAACUUGAUGAGUAUUCAAUUGGAGCUCAAUCAGUUAACAACAGUGUCCUAGUGCGCGGAUUGAAUUGUGAAACCAAAUAGUGUAACCAUAAAGAAGUGCUUAAAAACUUAAUAUAUUGAUUUAGAAAAUACAAAAACAUUUUUCUAAUAAAAAAUGCAGGCGUACCGCGAUAACUUCAAGCAAACGCCCUGCCCAUCGGCCGUCGACCUUCAGGCCCCGUCGCACCCGCCGGCCCACCAGCCCGCCGCCCGCCUGCCUUUCGCGCGCACUCAACGGGGGCGUGACCCAUCGGCCGGUGCCAGUUCGGUUGCCGCCUCCGGCGCUCUCACACCCAGAAUGAUGAGUCCGGGUCCGCCGGGUGGUGGUGGUGGUGGCGGCGUUGGAGGGGCCGGGGAUCCCUCGGCACUGCUGCGCCAGAACCAGGAGCUGCGCCAGCGUCUGGCGGAUGAGUCGCACAGCUACCGACGCCGCCUGGACACCUAUAAGCAGGCUCAGCACAACCAGGCGAAUCUGGUCAGCCGGCUCCAGUCGAAGAUCCAGCAGUACCGUCAGAGGUGCAGUGACCUGGAGGAGCGGAUGCAUGAGACGAUCAAGCCUACUGCAGGAACAGGACCUAAGCUAACCACUGGUCCAACCACCAGUCAGGUGCUGUGCUCCACUUCGCUGACCCUAGGCCAGAGCAGCCUGCCCUGCAGCUCUUCGCUAGACUCGCCACCGCCCAGCUGCAGUCGCGACUACGUGCACGACGAUGUCCUGGUGUCCGGGGCAGGGGCCGGAGGGACUGCUGAUCUGUGCCGAAAAUUGGAUGAGGAGCACCAGCGCUGCGAGCAAAUCCUAGCCCAAAACAGCGCUCUGCGCCAGCAGUUGGAGGAGUCGAAUCGCACCAACGAAGCCCUAACCAAUGACCUACAGAAGCUAACCAACGACUGGGCCGGCCUCCGGGAUGAGCUGCUCAUCAAGGAGGACGAGUUCAAGGAGGAGGAGCAGGCCUUCAAGGACUACUACAACAGCGAACACAACCGUCUGCUGAAGAUGUGGCGCGAGGUAGUGGCUGUGAAGCGCUCCUUCAAGGAGAUGCAAACAGCCAUGAAGGCGGAGGUGGCCAAAAUGGGCCAGGAGAUCAACUGUGUGAACAAGGACAUCAAUGGCUCGAAUGCGUCAGUGGCCUUCGCCCAACAGCAGGCCAAGCGGGCGGCGGAUGAGGAGCUCAAGCAAUCCCAGCGCAGCAACGACGAUCUGCAGAAUCAACUGGCCACCCUGAAGGUGCAAUACGAGAGUGCCCGGCACGAGAUCAUGGAGCGCGACCAGCGUCUGCUGGAGCUGAUGAACCAGCUGAAGAAGCUGGAAGAUCGGUGCGCCCAGGCCGAGUCCCAGGCUGCUUUGGCUAGCCGGUAUAGUGAUGAAAUCGAGCGCCUCAACAAUUCCAUGCGCGAGAUUGCACAGGCUGUCGUUCAAGAUGCGGAGAUCGCGGAUCGCGAGGCGGACGCCGAGGUCGCCGGCGGGGCCAUGCAGCACAUGCAUCUGACGCGUGACUCCGCCUCAGUGGCUGGCGGAGCAGGGGGAAGCACCGUCGGCGGCGGCGCCGGUAAAUCUCCACGGCGGAAUUCGACACGCGCAUCUCAGGCCUUCGCCGAGGGUACCAUUUCCGCUGUCCAGGCGGCGCUCCACAAGUACCAACUGGCCCUGCACGACAUGCAGGUGAAGUUCCAGCAUACCAGUGACACUCUCCGCACCACCAAGUCCCAGCUCGACACCAGUGAAGGCACCAAGCAGCUCCUAACCACCAAGAUGCAGCAGCUCACCGAGAAGCUGGAUGCCAGCAACUCAAAGUUAUCGGAGCUGUUGCAGGAGCGGGAGAGCCUCCAACGAGGACUGGACGAAGUGCGCACCCAGAAGCAACAAUCGGAGAUGGGUCGAGCGGAUAUUAAUAAUGCAUUUGAAAACCUAAGCGGCGAGUAUGAGAAACUACAACUCAACUGCGGAAAACUCCAAAAACGCAUUGAUUCCAUGGAGGAAGAUAAAAAGGCAGUGGAACUGGAGAUCCAGCGCAUUUUGAAGGACAAGAAUAUAACCGAAUUGAACUUAAGAUCCGAGGAAGAUCGCAGCAGCCGUCUGAGGGAAGAAACAAUAUCCCUUCGAGAAGAACUCAAUCGAGUCAGCCUCAAUCGAGAUCUCCUGGAACAGCAACGUAUCGAGUCGGAUAACCUUAUCAACCUUCUCGAGAAGCAGAAAUCCGAUUUGGAAUAUGACUUGGACAAGUUGCUCAUGGAGAAGUGUGACCUCCAGGAGAAGCAUGAAAAGCUAUCGAGCAACAACUGCUCCACCAGUGAUGAGCUUAAGAGCGUCCAAAAUUGCCUUCAAGAAGCACAGGAUGAGCGCAAAAAGCUCCGCCACCAAACGGCAGAUCAGUGCAACGAAAUAAGUGAGCUUAAGAAGGAACUGGCGGUCCUGGAUAAAGCGCGUCUAGAACUGGAGACCGAUAACCUAUCGGCCGGGGAGAAACUGAAGUGCUUGCAGCUGGAGAAGGAGAAGAUACUGCAGGAUCUGGCCUGCGUUACCCGAGACCGUGGGGACAUUCACAACCAAUUGACGGCCAUGUGCCGGAAGAAGGAGGCCCUCAACGAGGAGCUCAUGCGCACUCGCCAGCGUUUGGAGCAAACCACAGAGACCAACAGCCGCCUCAACCGAAACCUCGAGGAGAUGGUUAAGGAUGUGGAGGAGAAGCAGGUGGUCAUCGAUCUGCAUGAAAAGGACACCCACCGCUUAAAUGAACUUUUGGCCGCGUUGCGUUCCGAGAAGGAGUCUCUGGAAUCAGUGCUCUUCGACACAAACACCUCUCUGGAGGCCACAGAAGAGCGACGCAGCCAGCUGGAAAGAGAUCUGCAGGAGGCCCUGGUGCGGGAGGAGUCCCUGAAGAAUCACGUGGCCCGUCUGCAAAAGGAACUCGAGCAAUGCCAGCGAAAGGCCCAGGAAACCAAGACGCAGCUCAUCAAUGCAGCCCGAGCGGCUGAAAGUGAUUUCAACCAGAAGAUCGCCAACCUCCAGGCCGCUGCCGAGGACGCAGCCAAGCGACAUGGUGAGGAAGUCCUCCAGCUACGUAACGCCCUGGAGAAGCGCAUGCAGCAGGCCUUGCAAGCCCUGCAAACGGCCAAGGACGACGAAAUCGAGAAGCUGCAGGAACGGCUGGCCACCUUGCAGGCCCACCUUGAGAGUCUGGUCCAACAGCACGAGGAGGCGCUGAUCCGGGCAGAGAGCGAGAAACAACAGGCUCUGCUAAUAGCACACCGGGAUAAGCAGGCUGUGGCUGAACGUCUGGACGCUGUCACCAGGGAUCUCAAGACGGAGCAGGAGUCCCUUGAUCGCAGCCGUCGCGAGGCCAAUGCUCGCGAUGAGAAACAACGUGCGGCUAUUGCCCAUCUCAAGGACGAGAUGGUACAAAUGCGUACCAAGGAAGAGGAGCACAGAAUCAAGCUGGAGGAGUGCAUCCGGAAACAGGAACUUCAACUGAGCAGCAUGAGGGAGGAACGAGACACCUUGUGUCGUUUGAGCGAGGAGUUUAAAAUGGAGAUUCGUCUAAAGGAGGACAAGAUGGAGGGCACUAACAAUGAACUGCAGGAUGCCCUGAGAAAGACCAAGGAAGGUGAGGGCUUUAUUGAUAGUCUCCGAAAGGAACUAACCGACGCCAGACGCCAGUUGGCGGACAGCAACAUCGAGCGGGACAAGUACUCCAACAGCAACAAGGAACUCCGUGAUCACGUCAAGCGAGUGGAGAGUGCCAAGAGAGAGCAGGCACGCGCCAUCGAGGAGGCUCUUCAGAAAAUCAGCAACCUGGAGGAUACCAAGAACAGUCUAGAAAACGAACGCACCAGAUUGAGCACCAUACUGAAGGAGACGGAGAACCACUUCACGAAGACCACUCAAGACUUGAAUGCCACCAAGGCGGCGUUGCAGAAGACACAAGUGGAGUUCGCUCAAAAGGACGAGGGCGGCAAGGAGCUUCAAUGCAAGCUGGUUGCCGAAGUGGAGCUCAAGGAACGGGCUCAGCAGGAGUUGUGCCAGAUUAAAAAGCAACUAUCCGACCUGGAAGCCAAUCUGUGUGCCACCCGCCAGGAACUGGGUCGAGCUCGUUGCCAGAACAACCAGGAGGAGCAUCGUUUCCAUGCCCGCGAACAGGAGUUGGCUCAACGGCUGGAGGAGGCUCGUGGCCGGGAGAAGCGUCUCGAAGAUCAGAAGCACAACUUGGAGGUGUGCCUGGCCGAUGCCACUCAGCAGAUUCAGGAGCUGAAGGCCCGGCUGGGCGGUGCCGAAGGACGCAUUCGGGCUCUGGAUGAGCAGCUCUCGUGCGUAGAACUCCACAAGCGCGAUACCGAACAAAAGCUCUCCUCUGUGGUGCACACUCUCCGCCGUAUUGCUGGAAUCCAGGUGGAUGGCAGUGUUAACCUCUCCCAUCGUUUGCUCAGUCCUUCCAGGAGAUUCAGUCCCUCUCGCAGUUGCGGGGACUACGAUGCCAGAAGCACUUCCCAAUGCCCUGAUGGACCCAUCGACGUGGACCCCGAUCUGGUGCGCAAGGGGGUUCGCAAUCUAAUGCAUCAGGUGGCACAACUGGAGCGCGAGAAGGACGAUUACAAGUCGCAACUGGGAGCCGCCAAGAAGCAGCUCCAAGAUGCGGCCGAACAGCAACUGAAAUGCGAUGCGAAGAUGGGCAAACUACAGGCCAUGCUGCGAAAUCUCCAAGAGGAGAAGAGCAACCUGGAGACCGAUCGCAAGAUGAAAAUCUCAGCCAUCCAAGCGCUAGAGGAGAAGCUCAAGCAGCGUAACGACGAGUGCCAGUUACUCCGGGAACGAUUGGUCCAAACGGAGAUGCAACUGGCAGCCACCUCGGAGGAGAACGCUCAGAACGAGGACCGUCUGGAGAAGAGCCGCCAGCUGGGCGCCAAGUUGGAUAACGAGAAACGUCAGCUGCAAGAGGAGCUGGCCAAGGUUGAGGGCAGGGCCAGUAAGUUGGACCUUCAGCGCGUGGCCAUGGAGGGUGACCUCACUCGGCUGCAAAUGGCUCUCCAGGAGAAGGAUUGCAACAUUCGCCAGGUGACGGAGCGCCUGGAGAACCAGAACCGAGCCAUGACCCAACUAGAGGAUCGCUGCACUGCUCUGAAGUCCACUGUGGACCAACUGAAGGAGCGUCUUCAGAAAUCAGCCGUGGGCGAAACCCAACUGCGUGGUGAACUUAAAACUCUGCAAAAGGAACUCUCCGAGCAGGGCCACUGCUCCCAGGCCAACGAGGACAAGGUGAAGCUGCUCCAGAAGUCCCUUCAGACCUCAGAAAACGAGAAACGUAUUCUUACCGAGCGUCUAGACAGCGCUCAGACCAAUCUCAACGAGCUGCGGCGCAGCCAACAGGCCCAGUUGGAUGGCAACCAACGGCUGCAAGAGCAGGUUACCGAUCUGGAGGUUCAGCGAUCCGCUUUGGAGUCCCAACUCCGCAUUGCCAAGUGGAAUCAGGAGAGCGGAGGUGACAAGGGCCUGACCAAUGGAAAUGGAAACGGAGCCGAGGACGAACUCAGCCGGCAGCUGAAGUCCUCGCAAAGGGAGAAAUCUGAGUUGCGCAGCAAACUGCAGACUCUACAGGACAAAGUCAAGCAAUUAGAAUGUGAGAGGAAGAGCAAGUUCUCCGGUGGAAACGCCUACGACAGGGCAGAAAAGUCCAACUCCUAUUAUGGUGGAGCAGCCGAGUCCGGGGAAUUCGACUCCAAUCGUUAUGAUAUUGGUGGAGGCAAUGGUGGCGGUAAUGGAGGUUCCUACAGCUGUGGUCUAGACCACAGUAUCAUUGAGCAGGAGACACGGGAUCUGCGUCUAAAGGUGCGUCGCCUCGAGACCCUUUUGGCGGAGAAAGAGUCCGAGCUGGCCAGGUGCAAGGCGCGGAUGAACGACAGCGCCAAGUGCAUGGAUGGAAUGGACUCGGAACGCUAUCGCAGUGCCCAGGUUCAUGCAGAGAAGCUGCUGGAUGCCAGGGAGCAGUCACACCGGCAGCAGGUCUUGCGGCUGGAGAAUCAAAUAUCCAUGCUGCGUGAGCAACUAGCCCAGGAGGCCAAGCGACGACAGCAGUACAUCCUGCGCAGCUCAAAAGCGAAUCGCGAGAUGCAACACUUGAGGAGUACCCUGGGCGAUUCCUUGCGCAAUGUUUCCCAGCAUCCGGUAGAUGCCCACCUCUUGGAGAGCGAGAGCCGACGCCUCGACUCGGCCGUUUCGAUGAGCCUGCCGCCCUCCACCUGCCGGGACUACGACCGCGACUAGUGCGUUGAACAUUUAGAUUUGGUUAAACUUGAUCCCGCCAAGAUGAUGAAGAAUUUGAGAUCACUGCCAUUUGCAUUUAUUUAUAGAGGCUUCCUGGACAACAGUAGUCUGUCCAGCAUCUGAUUUAAUCAUCGCCUGCAUUUCAAAUCGUUUGCCUUAGUACAAGUCUAGCUGUUCAUUGUCUGCCCUGAUAGACAAUCGAUAUAGUGCGUCCCCAUCCAGUCGCAUGUUCAUCUCCACACCAACUAUCUAUGCAUUAAUGGGUCACAAGUUCCGCUUCUCCCUAAACGAGGGAGAACACCGAACUAUAUAUCUCACCAGAAUUUACAUCAUUUGCAUUUACAUAUAUUGGCCAGAACACCGAACUAGUCAGCACAACAACCGAGCAUAUAUAUUUAAUCCUUAGCAAUAUAUUUAAUCCUAUAUACAGUGCAGACCUACGACUGCAUGUUUUAUAAAAAUAUAUACAAGAGAACUACACGUCUAAUGAACACAACAUAA
Molecule: messenger RNA, 7018 nt
Organism: Drosophila bipectinata
Lineage: Eukaryota; Metazoa; Arthropoda; Insecta; Diptera; Drosophilidae
Gene: Root
Product: ciliary rootlet coiled-coil, rootletin
Source: RefSeq, a predicted model, not a curated record